AUGAACCAGAAGAAUGAGGAGACUAAGUUCAGUGUGCUGUGCAGCCUCUUCAAUUGGAUCCAACGCAGCAAGACCUCCGCCCUAAAGCGCUCCAAGUUCCGCAAAUUCCUUGACAACUUCUGCAAACCCUCCGACUACUUCGCCGCAAUCCGCCUCGUUCUCCCAAACCUCGAUCGCGAGCGCGGCAGCUAUGGCCUAAAGGAGUCCGUCCUGGCCACCUGUCUCAUCGACGCCCUCGGCAUGUCCCGCGACUCCGACGACGCCCUCCGCCUCAUCAAUUGGCGCAAGGGCGGCGCCCGCACCGGCGCCAAUGCCGGCAACUUCGCUCUCGUCGCCGCCGAGGUGCUGCAAAGGAGGCAGGGACUUAGUUCCGGUGGACUAACGAUCAACGAGUUGAAUGAGUUGCUUGAUCGUUUGGCUUCGAGCGAAAACAGGACUGAGAAGACUUCAAUUCUUACUACUUUGGUACAGAAGACAAAUGCUCAAGAAAUGAAGUGGAUCGUCAUGAUCAUCCUUAAAGAUCUGAAAUUGGGAAUUAGUGAAAAGAGCAUCUUCCACGAAUUUCAUCCAGAUGCUGAAGACUUGUUUAAUGUUACCUGUGACUUAAAAUUGGUUUGUGAAAAGCUGAGGAAUAGAAGUCAACGACAUAAACGACAGGACAUUGAAGUUGGAAAAGCUGUGCGACCGCAGCUAGCUAUGAGAGUUGGUGAUGCAACUGCUGCAUGGAAAAAGUUUCAUGGAAAGGAAAUUGUUGUUGAGUGUAAGUUCGAUGGUGAUCGCAUUCAAAUUCAUAAGAAUGGAGGUGAAGUACAUUACUACUCGAGGAACUUUUUGGAUCACUCCGAGUAUGGACAUGCAAUGUCAGACAUUAUUAUACAAAAUGUUCAGGCUGAUAGGUGUAUUCUUGAUGGUGAGAUGUUGGUCUGGGACACGUCUCUAAAGCGUUUUGCUGAGUUUGGUUCAAAUCAAGAGAUAGCAAAGGCAGCGAAGGAUGGACUUGACAGUGAUAAACAGUUGUGCUAUGUUGCAUUCGAUAUCCUUUAUGUUGGAGAUACUAGUGUAAUUCACGAGAGCUUGAAGGAACGGCAGGAGCUUCUCCAGAAAGUAGUCAAGCCUUUGACGGGUCGUUUAGAGAUUUUAGUACCUAAUGGUGGCCUUAACACUCGCCGUUCUUCAGGCGAACCUUGUUGGUCCCUUGUUGUUCAUACUGUGGAUGAUGUUCAGAGGUUUUUCAAAGAAACCAUAGCGAACAGAGAUGAGGGGAUUGUUAUAAAGGACCUUGGUUCUAAAUGGGAACCUAGUGAUCGUAGUGGAAAGUGGUUGAAACUGAAGCCGGAUUACAUUCGGGCUGGUUCUGAUCUGGAUGUUCUGAUAAUAGGAGGAUACUAUGGUUCAGGGCGUCGUGGAGGGGAGGUAGCUCAGUUCUUGGUGGGUCUUGCUGAACGUCCGGUUGCAAAUACUUAUCCAAGAAGAUUUGUAUCGUUUUGUAGAGUGGGUACUGGACUUACUGAUGAGGAGUUAGAUGCUGUGGCAACCAAAUUAAAACCUUAUCUAAGGAAGUAUGACUACCCCAAAAAGGCCCCACCAAGUUUUUAUGAAGUAACGAACCAUUCAAAAGAGAGACCAGAUGUUUGGGUUGAAAGCCCUGAGAAAUCAAUAAUCCUUUCCAUAACGAGUGACAUCCGAACCAUAAGGUCCGAGGUUUUUGCUGCACCAUACAGCCUGAGAUUUCCACGUAUUGAUCGAAUUAGAUAUGAUAAACCUUGGCAUGAAUGCCUUGAUGUGCAAUCAUUUAUAGAGCUUGUAGAUUCAGGUAAUGGUACCACACAAAAGGGGACAGGGACAGAUUAUGGUGGCCUGCAGGAUGAUAAAAAGAAACACAAGAGGAUCUCUAAAAAGGAAGAGAAAAGAAAUCUAUCUCUUGUUCCCUCUCAUUUAGUUCAGACUGAUGUUUCUGGUGUCAAGGAGGACAGCUUAAUAUUUUCAAAAAUGAUGUUCUACUUUGUUAAUGUGCCUCCAACUCAUUCUCUUGAUUCCUUGCACAAAAUAGUUGCUGAGAAUGGGGGUACUUUUUCGAUGAAUUUGAAUAACUCAGUCACCCACUGUGUUGCAGCUGAAAGCAAAGGGAUUAAAUAUCAGGCAGCAAAACGUCAGGGAGAUGUCAUUCAUUUGUCUUGGGUCUUGGAUUGUUGUUCUCUAAAGAAACUCCUUCCUUUACAGCCAAAGUACUACCUCUCAAUUUCUGAUUCUUCAAAGAAGAAGUUAGAAGAAGAAAUUGAUGAGUUUUCUGACCCGUAUUUCUGGGACCUUGACCUUGCAGACAUGAAGCAGCUGUUGAGCAAUGUGCCUAGAUCAGAGGAUGCGAAACGUAUCAACUAUUACAAGAAAAAAUACUGUCCUAUGGAGAAAUGGUCUCGAUUUCACGGCUGCUGCAUUUGCUUUAACUCAUCAAUUCAUUCCCUGAAACCGGAUUGGGAAGUCAUGUUAGGAGUUACAGUACGAAGGUUGAAGAUUGAAGUUCUCAUGGGUGGUGGCAGAGUCAGUGAUAAUCUUGCUGAUGCCACCCAUUUGGUACUCUUGUCAAUUCAGGGGUGUGAUGUGGGAUUCGAAACCUUAUCGCAAAGUUUGACUGAAGCGGAGAAGCACUUUUUGCAUAACAAAAGGUUGCAUGUUGUUGGACUGCAAUGGUUGGAAGACUGCUUGGAAAAGAAGCAAAGAUUACAAGAGGAAUCAUAUAGUUUGAAACCCUAUGGGUGGGAAGAAUUCAACAUCGAAGAGUGUAACCAUGACAUGGUUUUAGAAGAAGCGCCCAGUGAUAAUGUGGAAAUUCAGAAGGUUCCUUCUGCUUCUAAGAAAGGGAGAAACAGAGGCAAUGCAGCUCAAGAAAACAAUGGGAUCUUGCGCUCGCCUGAGAGGGGUAGCAAAAGGAAAAGAGGAAGACCUGCUGGCACAAACAGAGGGAAAAGUGGUGCCACCCAAACUCGAAGAACACGGGCACGUAUUGGCAGGAAGCCUGCUAAAAUAUCUUUCCAUGAGUCAGACGAAAGUGAUUCUUAUGAUCAUACAUCAUUUAAGGAAGACGUUGAUAUCGCUGAGGGAACACAUGAGAUGGUAGGUGACAGAAGUUUAGACAUGCAAAGAAAUGAGGCAAUGAAAGAUUCUACAUCAUCACAAAGUGGUAAGGCAGCUGAACAAGAGGUUGUUGCAGACAUAAGAUUCGAUGGCAAUUCUGUUAAAUUUCCUGAAAUUGAAAUGAUUGAGAAGCAUAAUAGCCAAGAUCAAGAUAACAAGGAGAAACUCGAAGUUAAUGAUGAUCCAGUUCAAGCCAUGUUGCUUGGUCUUAUUCCCAGUCUUGGAACAAAGAAUGCUCAAACUAUGAAAAUGAGUAUUGAGUCUGAGAAGCCACCUGUAGAUCUGAUUCCAAGUCAUGGAAAGAAGAAUGUCCAAACCACAUCGCAUACUAGUGCCGAGGAUGACAAGCCACCAUGUGAUAUAGUUGCAGAGCCUACAAAGAAAAAGAAAGUUAGCUAUAAGGAUCUUGCUAGUCAGCUACUUAAGGAUUGGUAAAUUAUUGACUAUUUGUGUACCUUUUCUUCUGUAUAUCUACUUGGGAAUUAAUAGGACUUGAUGGAAGUUGAUCCUUUUGUUCUAAAAUGACAUGUUUAUAUGUAGCACAUUAAUAGCAAGGACAUAACUUCCUUCUGGCGGCCUGGUUUUGUGGAAAGGAAUCAAAAUGGGAAUUCAUAGUUUU
Messenger RNA from Fragaria vesca subsp. vesca, 3751 nucleotides. Its product is annotated as DNA ligase 4-like. Gene Ontology annotation, cellular component: DNA ligase IV complex. The transcript is spliced from 27 exons. NCBI's taxonomy places the organism in Eukaryota, Viridiplantae, Streptophyta, Magnoliopsida, Rosales, Rosaceae. The record is from RefSeq and is a predicted model, not a curated record. The coding region runs from base 1 to 3567 and encodes 1188 amino acids. Gene Ontology annotation, molecular function: DNA ligase (ATP) activity; ATP binding; DNA binding. Gene Ontology annotation, biological process: nucleotide-excision repair, DNA gap filling; DNA biosynthetic process; double-strand break repair via nonhomologous end joining.